This is a messenger RNA of Fusarium coffeatum, 3381 nucleotides long. RefSeq lists its product as uncharacterized. Gene Ontology annotation, cellular component: membrane; endomembrane system. Gene Ontology annotation, biological process: intracellular calcium ion homeostasis; calcium ion transmembrane transport. Gene Ontology annotation, molecular function: calcium:proton antiporter activity. The transcript has 3 exons. The coding region runs from base 1 to 3381 and encodes 1126 amino acids. The record is from RefSeq and is a predicted model, not a curated record. Lineage: Eukaryota; Fungi; Ascomycota; Sordariomycetes; Hypocreales; Nectriaceae.
AUGGAUCCUUCGAGACGAGAAACCUCGUCGCCUGGGCGCCAUCUUGGCGACGAAUCGUCCGGCAAUGCAUCUCCCGCCGACACGCGUCGCCCGACUGCCCAGCCCGAGUCUGCCGCAUCUCCUGUUCUUCGCGGUGAUAACAUGUCCGAAAGCUUCCAGUCUUCAGACACAGUGCGACCUAGACCAGAGGGUUAUGGUGCGAUAAGCGGUCCAGCUUCAGGCUCUGCCCAACAAUCGAAAGAAACGUCCCAGGAGCGCAGUUCGAUUCGCCCUGCCCAAACUUCACGACCUUCUCGCGGCCCCGAGAGAAUGCGAUCUGCUACUCGAUUGCGAAAACCCCCAAUGCCUCGACGACCAUCUUCAAACACCCCCUAUCGUGGCGGCGUCUUCUCAGCAGAAGAUGAAGUGCACGAGGUAGAAGCCGACGCUGCUGUGCGCCAACAGUCCUACCGCCGUAGACCCCAGCUCCCGACCCAGCUUUCCCGCGUUCAAUCGCAUCCAAACGAUGAGGGUGACAACGACAACAACAAUGACAGUAACGAGCCGUCCACCGAUAGCCCUGGCGAAGGUCGCGAUGACAACGACGAUGACGAGGAGGAGACUCCCAUCGAAGAACAGGACGAUUCAGAUAGCGAUGUCAGUGAGGCCGAGAGUUUCACCCUGAAAGAUCGACAACAGGCGAUCAACCAAACCCACCCCUUCGGUAUUCGAGUGUGGAAGCCCGCAUUGUAUAAAAAGGAUCGUUCGAUUCAAAAGUUCGCCCAAGCAGAUAUUCACUCGGCUCCUGGAGGUCGUGUUAACAACUGGCUUCUUACCUUCAAUCUGCUCUGGACACUCCUAUUUGGCUGGUGGAUGGCCACUUUAGCAGCCGCUGGCGCUAUUGUGUGCCUGCUUUUUGCUGCUGCUCCCAGUGGAAGAGAGUAUGGUAGAGUUCUUUGGGGCCUCGCCGGGUAUUUGUUCUACCCAUUUGGCAAGUUUGUUCGCCUAGAAAAGGACGAGACCUACAUGCACGAGGACCAAGACGAGGGGCGCAGUAUCUCGGAAUAUGAACAAUGGCAAAGCGGCGACCUCGAGUACGGACGACUCUUCUUUGGACCCGCUGACCGUAGCCGUUCAAUCGUUGGACGUUCGAGAAGAAGUAUCGAUUCGGAGCCUAGCGAGACAGAAAGUCUUCUUGGCCGAGGCCGACGUGGUGAACAUAUCGAGGCCGAUGAGUCUCCUCAGUACAAGAGACGACUGUUCGGUCGCGGUGAAUGGAACAUCGGCCGCGUCAUCUUUUUCGUCUUUUUCUACUGCCUCAUCUCGCCCUCGCUUCUGUUUGUGUCGGGCAUCUGCUGGUUCUUGGUCUUCUGGAUCCCCAUGGGCAAGACCACAUUUUUGCUGUUCGACCACCUCCGACGACACCCCCUGGCUUUGUCAUUCGAGAGUGAUAUAAAAUACAUUCGUGAAGAUGGCGGUCCGAGCUCGUCUGUUCUCCUCUGCACCUACCGUGCCGUAGGGUCAAGAUACUGGAAGUAUACCGUUGACGGAACCAACAUCUUCCUCAUCAACCUGAUGGUGGUUGUGUUCUUCGUCAUUUUCGACUGGCUCGUGAUUGAGGGUGUCUUCCAUGUCGAGGGCUUCAUUACCUCUCCCGCUUUCCUCUUCUGUGCCGGUCUCCUCUCUAUCAUCCCCCUGGCCUACUUCAUCGGACAGGCUGUUGCUUCUAUUUCGGCACAAUCAUCAAUGGGCGUGGGCGCUGCCAUCAAUGCUUUUUUUGCGACUGUUGUUGAAGUGUUCCUUUACUGUGUUGCUCUUACACAGGGCAAGGGCCAGCUUGUUGAAGGCAGUAUCGUGGGUAGUAUUUUUGCUGGUAUUCUGUUCUUGCCAGGAAUUUCUAUGUGCUUUGGUGCCAUCAAACGAAAGACGCAGCGCUUCAAUGCCCGAUCCGCGGGUGUGACAUCGACAAUGUUGCUCUUCGCUAUUGUAGGAGCUUUUGGUCCAACCCUGUUUUACCAGAUCUACGGAACUCACGAGCUUAACUGCAUGGACUGUGAGGACUACAACACUGGCGAAAACGGUAGAGACUGCCGCCGCUGUUACUUCAGCCAGGCUCCAUCACUCAGUGACAGGUUCUAUCUUGAAGCUGUGCGUCCUUACUGUUACAUGGCAGCGACUAUGCUGUUCUUCUCGUAUCUGAUCGGUCUAUGGUUUACUCUCCGAACUCACGCUGCCGUCAUUUGGAACGCCGAGGUUGAGGAGAAGCGACACGAAGAGCACAUGCAUUCAUCAAGUCUCCGCACUUCUCAGCUCCAUGGCCAUGUUCAUCCUCAUGCUCACACUCCAGCGACUGCCGAGACCAGCGGUACUGACGUUCGUGAUUCUCAGCUUUACAAGCGAAUUCUGGGCCAGUCUCUGAAGCAAUCUGGUUUCGGAGAGGAUCUUUCCCGCCAGAGUUCCACUGCUGGACAGACGGCUGCCACCAACGGCUCAGCAUCAACCCCUCAUGUCGUACCCCCCAAGUCCAGCGGCGGUGAACCAUCGCACUCUACUCUCCAUGUUCCAGGCCUCAGCGAUGCCGACAACAAGAUGCUUGUGCGCGAGGUUGCCGAGAUUGCUGCCACUGCUGCCACCAUUGCCUCGCGCGAAAGAAUGUCGAGAAAGCCAUCCGCCCUUCCUGCUAAUCACGGAGCUGGCCCUCGUCCUACACCAAGCCGUCAACACACCCACGUUGAAGCUGCCGAGACGGAGGGUCCUGCCACCGAGGCUCACCAAGCACACGGUGGCCAUGAUGCCCCCAACUGGAGUCGCGCCAAGAGUGCCAUUAUCCUUCUUGGAGCAACAGUCCUGUACGCCAUCAUUGCCGAAAUCCUGGUUGACACUGUGGAUGUUGUUUUGGAAAGCUUCGCGAUUGAUCAAAAGUUCCUUGGUAUCACCUUGUUCGCUCUUGUGCCCAACACAACUGAAUUUCUGAACGCCAUCUCCUUUGCUAUGAACGGAAAUAUUGCGCUGUCCAUGGAGAUUGGUUCAGCUUAUGCCCUACAAGUGUGCCUGCUUCAGAUUCCUGCGCUCGUUUUCUACUCGGCCUUCUGGCCCGGAGUGCCUGAAGGUGCUGAUCCGGCGUUGUACACUUUCUCGCUUCUGUUCCCUCAGUGGGACCUUGUCACCGUCAUUCUGUGUGUGUUCUUGCUGAGCUACAUGUAUGGUGAAGGAAAGAGUAACUACUUCAAGGGCAGCAUUCUUAUGCUGACCUACUUGGUUGUUAUUAUCGGAUACUACUUCAGUGGCUACACAUCUGAUGCUAUGGGCAUGCAGAGAUUUGAUGUCAUGGGAUCCGAUGGUAAAUACCAGAGCUACAAGACGAUCGGUAGAUCGACAAGGGGAAUGGCCUUCCCGGCCUGA